AUGAACAGCUCAGAAACAGAGGUGGUUCCUGAUGAUUAUUUUGUAUGGAUUUGGUUUUGGAUAAACUCUUCUGCUUACUUAUGUCUAACUGAUAUUAUUCUUUCUUUUAUCGGAAUUUUUCCAUGUCUUUUUCACUUCUUUGUUCUCACAAAAAAACGUUGCGGCAUUUAACAACUAACAUAUUUCUGAUGGGAAUCACGGUGUGUGGGAUUGUUCGAAUGACUCAUAAUAUUAUAAACAAUUAUGUUAUUUUAUACGCCUACUUUAUUCCGUCCCAAAUUCCCUCUGAGUGUAUACCACCUGACUCCUAUUUUAAAACAUCUCUGAUUCAUUAUUCGUUUCGAACAAAUGCAACUGCCUCUGGGAUGCUAAUAUAUUUCACUGUUGCGAUGGCGAUUAUCAGGACCCUUGUAGUUAAAUUUCCACUGGCGCAACGCACAAGACGCCUCAUCUACUCAAAAAUUGGCAUAAAAAUCCUUCUAACCAUUAUAGUUCUCAUUUUGCCCUUCUCAUUGAUUCAACUCUCUCGAUCAGAAAUUAUUCCAGCAGGAGUCUGGGCUCCCGCUUCAAAUUGCGAUGGAUUUCCUGAAAACUACACCGAAAAAUUUUUCCAAUUUGUGGAAACUGGCAUACUUAGUGACGCCGAGUUUUAUUGGAUCAACGUUUACACAGAAUCCGUCAUUUUUGAAAUUAUUCCGUCGAUAUCAAUCCCUCUUACAACUAUUUUGUUAAUUUCGGAGUUAAGAAAAAGCAGGAACAUGACGAGUAAACAUCAGGAAAAUAGAUCUACAAAACUUGUGACAUGGAUGACGAUAUUUUUCACAUUGGCAAAUGCACCUUAUGGUUUGGCAUAUAGCAUCUCUUUUUGGUUUUCAAAUUACAUAACAAUGCUAAUGGCACAAAUAACAAUGCUCGCGUCUAUUCUAUCAACUCUCAAUAGUGCUUCCCAUGGAGUUGUAUGCUACUUCAUGUCUAUACAGUACAAGAAUACUGCAAGAGGAAUUCUAAGAAAAAAGAGUGAUAGUUCGAAAUUGGUAGUAAUAAGUAAUUGA
This is a messenger RNA of Caenorhabditis elegans, 1052 nucleotides long. The record is from the annotation of a RefSeq genome assembly. NCBI's taxonomy places the organism in Eukaryota, Metazoa, Nematoda, Chromadorea, Rhabditida, Rhabditidae.